Messenger RNA from Triticum dicoccoides, 861 nucleotides. RefSeq lists its product as uncharacterized. Bases 93 to 728 code for a protein of 211 amino acids. The transcript is spliced from 4 exons. Lineage: Eukaryota; Viridiplantae; Streptophyta; Magnoliopsida; Poales; Poaceae. The record is from RefSeq and is a predicted model, not a curated record.
CCACGCCCACCGCCCUUCCCCUACUCCGGCUCAGAGGAACGGCUCCUCCCAUUUCGAAACUGCUGUUCCUCCCAUUUUCGCCCUCCCCCGCGAUGAAAUCCGGUGGUUCCUUCUUCAAAUCCUUCCUCCCCCGUCGAUUUGAGUGGUGCGCGGCGUUUCCGUUCGAGGGGCAAGGCAUUCGGUGCUCUCGGCGACGCUGGUUGAGCUGCUUCGUUGACGGGUUGGAUCUACGGAGGAACGACAACCGACGGCGGUGGUGCGGUGAACGGCAGCAGCAGGGCGCAGGGAGGACCGAUGAUCCGGGGAUGAGCGAAGGAUCUAUGUCCCAAAACUCCGGAACAAUGGAUGACAGCAGUAAGGAAAUGCAGGAAGACCGCCUUCCAGUCAAUCCUGACGCCAAUCCUUCUAAUGUUACUGUAGAUAAUGAAACAGAGGUUCGUAGCACUGCGCCCACAAUUGGGUACAAGCGUCAAAGAAUGUCGAAAGCGAUCAUUGCUCGUGGCCCCCGUCCAUCAGAUAUUGAUAGCAACGAGGAUGUAUCUAGAGAUGCUGAUAAGGACCCUGAAUUUGACAAAGAUAAUGAGCGUGAAGCUGACAAAGAUAUUGAGGAUCAUCCAAGAAAAGCAAAGCGCCAAAAGUCUUCAGGAAAUGAGGGUUUUAGGAACAGGGGAUCACCUGCAAGGCUGUAUAAACUAAACAAAUCUCUUAUAUCUGUCCAAAAGGGUUGAUCAUUGACAAAGAGUUCGGUGGUUUGUUGGACCUGCAGCCACUACAAUGGAUGCAGAUCUCAGCCAAUGAAUUAUGAAACACUACGACCCCGAGAAGUCCCAAGUUGUUAUACCAGAGAGGGGGAAGAUCCCG